AUGGGAACAGCCACCUCACCCACCGGGUCGGACGACGAGUCCGGCGCCGCGUCUUCCAAAGACUGGCUAGCAAAUGAAGAGGGUGGCUCGCCUGAAGGAAGCAUCCACUCGGCUGAUGAUGAUCAGGUCGACAUCAAAGCUGAGGACUCCGCCACCGACGGCACUCUUCUCGCCGGUAGUGGCGACGCAACAAUACUCACGCCAGUGCACAAGCGCAGGCGUGUAACACGAGCAUGCGAUGAGUGCCGCCGAAAGAAGAUCAAGUGCGAUGGCAAACAGCCGUGCACACAUUGCUCCGUCUAUAGCUAUGAAUGCACGUACGACAAGCCAUCAAACCGGCGAAGAAAUCCAGCACCGCAGUACAUUGAGGCACUUGAGAGCAGACUGCAGCGGGCGGAGACGCUUCUUCGCAAAUUCAUGCCUGAUGUUGACUUGGCGGACCCGAAUCUCGACCCAAUGGUGCAACAAGAGUUUCAAACCCGAGAGCGCGCGCGUAUGCAAGCCGCAAAACAGCGGCAAGAAGAACAACAGCAACAGCAACAAGCCACCCAAGCCGUGCAACAGGAGAAGGGACAGCACCAGCAUCAGCAUCAACAUCAGCAACAACACCAGCAGCGACAACCGAACACAGGAGGAGGUGACGCAGACGCUGACGACGAAGAACUCAUGUCCAUGGUCGCAAACAUUAGCCAACUCGAAUUGACCGAAGGCGGGGAGUGGGACUUCCAUGGUAUCUCCUCCGGCGCCGUCUUUCUGCGGAGAAUGAAGGAGAACUUUCACAACCUCCUUGGACGCGACUCGCUCGUUCCAUACUUAGCACGUCCACCGCGGUACCCCGGUGUUUUCAGCCUCGACUCGCCACGAUCUGCCGGUAGCUCGCCCUAUGACUCCUCCGCUGUUCCUCUGUUCUACAACUUGCCUCCGAAGGAGCACGCACGAACCCUCUGCUACUUCUCACUAAAUUGCGCCACGUGCCUGUUGCGUAUCGUCCAUGGACCGUCCUUCUUUGAGGUUUUUGAUCGCCUAUACGAAAAAGCCCCCGAAAAUUUGGGGCCGGAAGACCACCGGUCAUUGGGUCUUUUUUACUCCAUCCUUGCUCUGGGUUGCAUGUACAACAUCUCCGAAGACAACGAUUCAUCCAGCCCAGUGCACUAUAAGUCGGCCAUGGAGGAAGGGCUCAAAUAUUACACGACUGCUCGUAUUCUACUCCAGGACAUUACGGAUUGUCGCGAUUUAACGUCCCUUCAAGCCCUACUUUUUAUGAUCCUCUUCCUUCAAGCUACUUCGAAUUUGAGUGGAUGCUACUCUUUUGUCGGCAUAGCUCUACGCAUCGCACUCCGCAUGGGUUUGCACCGCAACCUACCCCAUGCGAAGCUCACUCCGAUCGAACACGAGUCGCGCCGCCGCGUAUUCUACGUCAUCCGCCAAAUGGACACAUAUGUGUCAGCCUUGCUAGGCUUUCCGAUGGCCCUUAGAGACGAUGAUAUCGACCAGCCGCUACCAUCGGAGAUCGACGACGAGUAUAUCACCAAGGACGGCAUUCUACAGCCUCCACCUGGAACGCCUUCUUUCUUCCAGGCAAGCAAUGCCUAUACAAAACUGAUGGAGAUUCUCGCCAAGGUCAUUAAGUGCGUUUACCCGGUCAAGCGCGGCGACUGUGGCGCCGCAAACAACAGUGAGACCCCGACUUCGUCGUAUAUGAUUAGCUAUUCCAAAAUAAAAGACAUCGAGCGUGAGUUGCAUGCGUGGUACGAGCACCUACCAACGUAUUGGCGACCGAACCCAGAUGGGCCCAUCGAGGUCAUCCGGGUUCGUACACUCCUGCGGUUUGCCUAUGCACAUGUCCAGAUGAUGAUGUACCGGCCCUUUCUACAUUAUCUGUCUGCGCGCGUGCAGGCGACUCACAAGCUGGACGACCGGUACUUUGCUUGUGCCGCCGCAGCUGUCAGCAUCUCCCGGAAUAUUGUGCAUAUCGGCCUCGAGAUCCGCAAACAGGCCGUGCUGAUCGGCCCUUACUGGUUCAUCCUAUACACCGAGUUCUUCGCCAUCUUGUCGUUGGUGUACUAUGCGCUAGAAAACCCGGAUAAGCCGGGCUCAACCGAGAUCAUGGCAGAUGCCGUUUCUGGCAAGGCUGUGAUUGCCACUCUGUCGAAGAGAAGUAUGGCUGCGGACCGCGUGACUGCAGCUUUGGACAAACUCUUUGAACAGCUUCCCGAUCGCCUGAAGAAAGGCAAGACAGGGCCAACGCCUCCAACGAGAAAGCGCUCUGCGCCUGGUCCCAAGGAUGUCCAGGCCGCCAAGACCGGCGUACCGUCGCCAUCCACUGUUCCAAAAGCCCGACGAUCCAACGAGAUCAACCGUACUGUCGUGCAAGACCAGCAUCGGCAGACACCACGACACCGCAUGUCCUUUGAAGCCAUUCAACAGCAGCAGCAACUUAUCAUUCAGCAGCAGCAGCAGCAGCAGCAACAACAACAACACCAGCACCAGCACCAGCACCAGCACUCGCAGCAGCAGCACCAGCAGCAUGCACACAGCAUCCCUACAGCGCCGUUUGCUGCCAACUUCCAGGAGCUGCUUCCUCUCGAUAUUCCUUCAUCGACUGACAGUCCGGAAUCAGGCAGUACACCAUCAACGAGCCACCGAUCGGCGGGAGGCUAUGCUGCGCACCAUACGCCCACUGCAAGCAUGGGCAGUGGCAUCGGACUCAGUAAUGCCGGUGUCACAGCUGGCGGCUCCAGCGUACCAGUGUCUGAUGGAUCCACAUUGACGACGAACCCUCUGUACAAGCUGGACGCUAUGUUGUUCCCGUCCAGCGACCCAUUCGCCUAUCCUAGCCAGCCGAUUAUGGACUUUGGGUUGCAAAACCUCCUGGAUAGUGUGACUGGAGACAACGGCGGUGGUGGAGGCAUCAGUAGCGCCAGUGGGGGCGGCGGCGGUGAUGGACGCGGUGUUCCCUCCAGCUCUAGCGGCGCCGGACAAGACCAGCAGCCGCCUUCCGAUGCAAUGCAGUUUUAUGCUCCGAACAUUUACAAUGAAAUCGAAGGCCAGCUCUUGGAGCCCGUACCUGCAUACCUCAUGCAACCAUCCGGUGCACCGGCAGGCAUCGACCUCGCUUCCGAGAUGUACGGUGCUAAUAGCCUGCUCACACUGCAGCAAGCGCAGGCACACAAUGCCCAACAGCAGCAGCAGGCCGCCCAUGCACAUCAUCACCAACAGCAGCAACAUCAGCAGCACCAUCAAAUCCCACAACAACAGCAGCAACAACAGCACGUUGAUGCCAUGUUCGCUGACAACUUUAAUGACAUGUUUUCCGGCCAAUACCAACAGCGCUUGUGA
This is a messenger RNA of Sporothrix schenckii 1099-18, 3339 nucleotides long. RefSeq names its product C6 transcription factor (Mut3). Gene Ontology annotation, molecular function: zinc ion binding; DNA-binding transcription factor activity, RNA polymerase II-specific; sequence-specific DNA binding. The record is from RefSeq and is a predicted model, not a curated record. The transcript is spliced from 4 exons. NCBI's taxonomy places the organism in Eukaryota, Fungi, Ascomycota, Sordariomycetes, Ophiostomatales, Ophiostomataceae. Gene Ontology annotation, biological process: positive regulation of transcription by RNA polymerase II; DNA-templated transcription. Bases 1 to 3339 code for a protein of 1112 amino acids. Gene Ontology annotation, cellular component: nucleus.